Cannabis sativa is the source of this 3160-nucleotide messenger RNA. RefSeq lists its product as uncharacterized. Gene Ontology annotation, biological process: proteolysis. The transcript is spliced from 7 exons. Gene Ontology annotation, molecular function: cysteine-type peptidase activity. Lineage: Eukaryota; Viridiplantae; Streptophyta; Magnoliopsida; Rosales; Cannabaceae. Bases 436 to 2826 code for a protein of 796 amino acids. The record is from RefSeq and is a predicted model, not a curated record.
AUAUAUCAAAAUUUAUACCCCUUUAUAAUUUGUACAAAUUUAUUCCUAUAAUUUUAAAAGUUUCCUAAAAUACCCCCUAAAUUAAAAAUUCCCUCUCUCAGACGUUCCCUCUCUCUUUCUGACGCUCCCUCUCUCUCUCGCUCUUCACGAUCACGAACCCCCCCCCACAUUUCCCUCUCUCAGACGUUCCCUCUCUCUCUCAUUCUCUCUGUUUUCCUCACGAGCACGAACCACAACCCACAAGCCCUCACGAACCCACAACCAACACGCUCCCACACUCACGAACCCACAAACCAGACUUCCCCUCUCUCUCUCUCUGUUCUCCUCACGAGCACGAACCCACAACCCAUCACGAACCACGACGAGGACGAUCCAGGACCACGACGACGACGAAGCACUGAACUUCACUGAAGUGAACCAUUGAACCACGAAAAGAUGGCUCCCAGACUCAUUAUUCCAGCACCCGAGCAUUUCACUGGCCGCGUCACAUAUAGGGGCACUGGAAUUUUUGCAAAAAUCAAAGCUCGGUUUGAGGAGUUCAACCUUAACAACACGGCGAAGGAAAGCCGUUUCGGGAGCUUCUGGAAUGCCGUACCACUGACAUUCUCCUCGGUGUUAUUUCACCAGCUGAUGCUCCACAAAAUGAAAGUGGAUGCUCAGGAGGAGUUGAGGAUGAGGUUUUAUGUUGGUCGGAAGGAGGUCCGAUUCGGGGUGCUGGAGUUUGCACUCAUUACGGGUUUGGACUUCUCCUCGGGGCCAACAGAAGAGGAGAAGGCUGCGCAGGUCGCGCGCUCGGGGUCAGACCGAUUGAUCAACAAAUAUUUCAACCGGUCUGAUACUGUGAAGACAGAAGCACUCCAACUUCAGUUCACAAACUGCCAGAACCCGGAAGACUUGUACAAGCUCGGCUUGUGCUUGUUUGUGGAGUCAGUGCUUCUGGGCCGCGAGGCCAACGCGCUGAUCACGCCUCACAUACUUAGAUAUGUGGAAGACCUCGAGUUCUUCUUCCGGAUUCCUUGGGGGAAGCACUCAUUCGCCAGACUCAUGCACUCGCUUCAGAAAGACAUGUUGAAACAGAAGGCCAACUACGAGAAGAAGCUGAGUUCGGAUGUUCAGCACGAGUGCAAAUACACAGCAUAUGGCUUCGCACCUGCAGUCCAAUAUUGGGCGUACGAGGCCAUUUUGGAGGUUGGCAAGAGGUAUGGCACGAACCACGGGAUUCGGUUCCCCAGGAUGCUUAGCUGGACGAGCAAAGGCGAUAUGGGGAAGAAAGACAUCAGCGCAUUAUUUUCUAGACGGAAUCUGGAAGUGGUGAAGGGGCUACUUCCACGGACAGAGGAGGAGGCAUUUGUGAGGACAAUUUCUUACGAUGGUGUGGAGAACCUGGUUGAUGAUGUUGUGGAUGACACAGAGGCUGAGGCAGGUAGUCAGGUACCAGAGACUCAGGUCCCAGACACUCAGGAAAGAGACACUCAGGCCACUGGUUCAGAACCUCAGCCCAGUGCACCAUCUUCAUCAGGCGUUCGGGGUGCCGAGUACACUGAUUUAGUGGCUCGGUUGGAUAGGAUCGAGGCUGACACUCAGGGUCUGUAUGCUGCUCAGGCCGAGCUGAAGAAGGCAUACGAGACCAGCCAUGUAGAGCUGAAGGGUGGUCAGAACGUAAUUAUGGAGCAGCUCAGACACAUAUUGGCCAUGUUGAAUCGUCCGCCAACGACAGCUUCAGCACCGGAGGCCCCAGCAGAUCCAUCUACCCCACCACCAGCUGCUUCACCCCCAGUAGAAGAGGAUGAGGUCUUCCCCGACGAUUACGAUCCUUAUGAGGGAGCUCCAGCGACUCCGAUCGAGGCACAACCUCUUAUCCAUGUACAUGACACCGAGUCGCAGGGUGAGAUUCUGUCCAUAGAGGCACAACCUGCAGUGGUUAAGAGUCGGAAGAGGAAGAGAAAGCCUCCUGUAUGGUUCGGUGACUAUACGGAGAUGAAGAGGAGACAUAGGCCAUCUUCGACUUUUGAUCCCCUGGAGCCACCGGAUGAGAAAUUGUUAACCACUUUCCGAAAGUGGUGUGUUGGACUCAUUCCGAACCACCGACUUCGGGAUUUGAGAAGUGGUGAUUACGGUCCAGGAUUCUUUUGGGUAAUGCUCACACCAAAGGAAUGGCUUACAGAUGACCAUAUAGAUGCAGCAAUGCAUAUGCUGAGGAGGCGACGCACCGACUAUCCACUGACAUUUCCUCAGAAGGGUAUCAUUCUCUCCACAUUCGUGACCGCCAUGAUCAGCAGUGCAUGGACGAGCCACAAGGGUCCGAGGAAAAACUUUAAAUGGGAGGAUUAUAUCCUGGACUACUGCACAGGGUUUCAUAAGUCCCAAGUCUUUGAGAGAUGGAGGGGUAACGAGUUUAUUUACUUCGUUCUGCACCUUCCCACGGCAAGACACUGGGUCACAGUUGAAGUCGACAUAGAGCUGUGGAAAAUUAAUGUCUACGACUGUGAUUCCAACGUCUGUCAUUGGACCGCCUUGGAACCCAUCAUGAAGGUUUGGGCAGAACUGCUGCCCUCGCUACUCCUUGCAACCGGGGAAUUUCCACAUAACAACCAGAUCAUGGCGUUAGCUAACUGUGAGAUCACGGUGCUUCCAAAAAUGCACGCGACUCGAGCCACUCACGACUUAGUUCCGAAGUCAGCAACCAGUGGUGAUUGUGGCGUGUAUUGCAUUGAGUAUGUGGAGCAUCUCAUGAUGCAGCGUGGAUUGACCGAUGUGACGCCAGACCGGAUAGCCAUGUUUCGUCAACGGUGGUGUGUCGAUUUAUUUUACCAAAAUGUCGGCUGAUUAUAUGUGUAAUUAUUGGGACAUUGUAUAUUUUGUGUAAUUAACAUUACAGUUACGUAUAUAUAGAUUUUCUUUUCGUUCAAAUUUUGAUAAUUAUACGUGGUUUCAAAUAUAAAAUAUCAACAUUAUUCAACAAAAAUAACUAUUAAACCUAAAAAUAAUUAAAAUAUUUGAAAAAUAUUCAACCUCAACAAAAAUAACUAUGACAAAAUAUGCAUCAUUACAAUAUAUCAAAUUUCCCAACGAAUACGUACAAGACGCCUCAGAUGCGGGCUUUGCAUGUUGCUCUGUUGUGGCCUGAAGCACCACAGCGGCUGCAGUUUCGUGGUACAGA